GCCAGAAGUGAGUGAGCUCACUUGAAUUACAGAAUCGACCCGCAUGAUUGAAAUUCGUGUUUUUAGAAAAAAAAUCUCAUGUGCACCAACGUAAUAAUUCAACAACUAAAGAAAAAUGGUUGGUUGUUACAGUCGGUGAGAAAGGGAACGCAAUUACAUUAUCGAUAGUUCCCGUUUGGUCUUUAUCAUUUUCAUGGAAUUCUGUAAAACACCGAAUAUUUUCGUAUUCGUGGUGUGACUGAAAAUACAAAAUGCACAUUUAACGUGGUGUGACUCUGUUCGAAGUGAUCAAAGGAUUCCUCUGAAAUGAUCAACAGAUCCAGCAAGUAUAUCUGUAUUGUAGACGUACGAUCCUAGUAAUUGUCUGUGAGAUAAUGAGAUAUUUUAAUCGUUCAUCCACCUUUGUCAAUGUCACAACAUUUUUUGCUGAACUUUAGAAGUAAAUAACGUUGCCGACGUUAUGUAACGAAUGACAGCUAUCAAAUUUUUUUCAACACGACUAUAAAUUGUAAAGGAAUUUCAACAGAACUAAUAGAUCUGUGUAAUUUAAUUAAAAAUAUAUCGUAAUUUUGUUUCUAAGUACGUAUACAAUUUAUAACAUACUUGACAGGCAUAAGUGAAACUGUCUAAAAUAAAAAACAUCUGCUUUUAACUCUUUCAAAACUACAGUUAGAGUUCUAUAAAAUAAUGUUACAGUUAUACAUAUGUGCAUAGAAUUUAGAAAUGGCAACAGGAGGUAGUAGUUUCAUAAGUAAACCAGCCAGAGGAUGGUUACACCCUGAUCAGUUAGUGAGCAAAGAAGGAAUUACUUAUACCGUUAAGUACAUAGGAUGCCUCGAAGUUUAUACGUCUAUGAAAAGCUUAGAUUUUGAAACAAGAUCAUGUGUUGCCAAAGAAUGUAUAAACAGAGUUUGCGAAGCAGCUGGAUUAAAAUCUGCAGAUAAAAAGAGACGGGUGAACAGACAAGUGCUUAGGGCAAUAGCAGACAAGCCACGCAUGGAGCAUACAGGUGCUACUAUAAAUUUGACCAUUAGCAGUUGCAGUUUAGCCUUGACUAAUAUAGAAAAUGGACACAUCAUUGCCAAACAUGAAAUGCCACAUAUAUCUUUUGCUUCUGGUGGAGAUACGGAAAUACUGGAUUUUGUUGCAUAUGUUGCAAAAAAUAUGCAAGAGUGGCGCGCGUGUUAUGUAUUGGAAUGUGGAGGAGGAUUGGCACAAGAUGUUAUAUCUACUAUUGGACAAGCUUUUGAACUACGAUUUAAAGAAUUCCUCACCAAACCAACUUCGUUGCAUCCCAUGUUAAAUGGUAUGCGAGAAGCAGAUAGAGAUUAUUAUAAUGACCUCCCUGGUAAAGUACCGCCAGAUAUUGGCCCUCCACCGGUGCCACCUUUGCCAACUGCAUCGACCCUACCCAAUUUGAAGCAUCAUCAUUCUGGGCAAAAUCAUAUAUCACGAAGCAACGCACAAAAUUCCAUUUUACACGAUUCAUUCUCUUCUAAUUCUGAUAGGCAUCAUCAACAAUGGGCAGAGAGUGGUAAUUUAAUUGACUUAAAUUCCGAUGGAACAUCUUCUACAAAUUUCAAUAUACCUCCAGAACAUAAUUAUGUAAACGAUAGUGUUAUAGCAGCAAGCAGAGACAGCCAUCGCGAUCAAACAUCGCUUUUCGAUGUGUUUGACAUGCAGUCAUUUAGUUCUGCAAUAUCGGAUAUGAAUAGAUUAAGUCCACAUUCUCAAAAACAACAAUUAAAACAAGAGAUAUGGUUUCAUGGUAGCGUUAGUCGUGCUGAAGCAGAAUCUAUGUUGACAAGAGAUGGUGACUUUUUGGUUAGAGAAUCUCAAGGGUCCCCUGGCCAAUAUGUCCUUACGGGUAUGAAUAAUGGUACACCAAAACAUUUAUUGCUUAUCGAUCCCGAGGGCGUAGUACGCACAAAAGAUCGCGUUUUUGAUAGCGUAAGUCAUUUAGUAAAUCAUCAUUGCGACAAUGUAUUACCAAUUAUAUCAGCGGACAGCGUUUUAGUACUACGAUAUCCAAUUCCUAGACGUACAAAUAAUUGAUUUUUACAAAUUUAUGAUAGCCCCCAGAACAACAAGUAAAGUUUACAUUUCGUAUUAGUUGACUGCAUCAAUACUAAAGAUAACAAAAAGUUGAUGCCUAUCACAUAUGAUGCUUUCAAUAAUAAUUCAAAAAUCCGUCAAUCAAUACAAGUAACGAAUAUGAUUACAAUUUUAUGCAACGAGUAUUUUACUUUUAAAUUCUAUUUAUGCUGAAGAAUAGUCGGUAAAGUUUUCCUGAAUAUUCUUACUGAAAUGAAGAGUCAUUAAUAUCUUAUGAAUAAAAAAGGAUAAUGAAUGUCAGCUUACUAUUGAUAAUAAUGUCAAAAUGCACAAAGAGAAAUUAUAUCAAUAAUUUUUCAAAUUAUUGCGACAAACUAAGAUUGGUCAAUGCAUAAAAUUUAUUUGAUGAUAUCGAUGCAUAUAAAUUGUUUUGGUAAACAAUUAUAUACAUGAAUGAUUUAUAAUUAUAAAAUACCAGUAUUUGCAUUAUUUUCUAUAUUUAAUUUAUCAAUUUUAAUUCUUUUUACUAUUUUAAAUAAUUUAUACGCAAUUUGAAAUCCAAAUUACUAACCUAGUACAUUUUUGAAUACAUCUAAACAUGUAGAAACUUCAAAUUAUUUAAAAAUCAUAUUUAGAACAUUUGAAUACUACAUUUGUUGGAUAUGCAAAGAAGUUUCUA
This is a messenger RNA of Hylaeus anthracinus, 2734 nucleotides long. It is a transcript of the gene Shc, whose product is annotated as SHC-transforming protein 1. Gene Ontology annotation, cellular component: plasma membrane. NCBI's taxonomy places the organism in Eukaryota, Metazoa, Arthropoda, Insecta, Hymenoptera, Colletidae. Bases 724 to 2055 code for a protein of 443 amino acids. The transcript is spliced from 11 exons. Gene Ontology annotation, molecular function: receptor tyrosine kinase binding. Gene Ontology annotation, biological process: intracellular signal transduction; cell surface receptor protein tyrosine kinase signaling pathway. The record is from RefSeq and is a predicted model, not a curated record.